Brassica rapa (field mustard) is the source of this 1687-nucleotide messenger RNA. Its product is annotated as SKP1-like protein 21. Gene Ontology annotation, biological process: ubiquitin-dependent protein catabolic process. Lineage: Eukaryota; Viridiplantae; Streptophyta; Magnoliopsida; Brassicales; Brassicaceae. The record is from RefSeq and is a predicted model, not a curated record.
CGCGCCACACUCUCUCUCUCAUUUCUUCUGUUUAUAUAUUUAAAAAAAUCCCAAAAUUUUUAGCCUUCUUUUCUCUCUCUUAUCAUCAUCUCCUGUCUCCUUGCUCAGUUCUACCGCCGUCGCCGCCGUUCUCUCCUCCGCCAGAUUCACUUCUCUCCUCCACCGCCGGGACUCAUUACCUCCUCCGGUUGCAAGUUUGGUUUGAAGUUUCCGGACACUGCUGCUUCAGCUCAAUCAAUGCUCAUUGACCUGGAGUUGAGAAGCUUGCCAGUGUAAUAAUAAUAAUAAUAUUAUUAUCUCAACGAGCUUAAUAGCUGAAGAUUAGGUCUUUAAAUCAAUGUCGGAAAGUGAUAUGGCCAUCAUUAAACCAGAGAUGAUGAAAUCCUAUAUAUGGCUUGAAACAUCUGAUGGAUCAAUCCAACAAGUAGAACAAGAGGUUGCAAUGUUCUGUCCCUUCAUAUGCCACCAAGUGCUACAGAAGGGUGGUGGAUCUUCCAAGAACAAUGCAAUCUCUCUUCCACAGAAAGUCAAUCCUGCCAUGUUAAGCUUGAUUUUUGAUUACUGCAGAUUCCAUCAACUACCUGGACGUUCUAACAAGGAACGUAAAGUUUAUGAUGAGAAAUUUAUGAGGAUGGAUACAAAGCGGCUAUGUGAGUUGACCUCAGCUGCUGAUAGUUUACAGUUGAAGCCUUUGGUUGAUCUUACUAGUCGUGCUCUUGCACGGAUUAUUGAGGGGAAAACCCCUGAGGAGAUACGUGAAAUAUUUCAUUUACCUGAUGAUCUUACUGAGGAGGAGAAGUUAGAGCCUUUGAAGAACACGAUGGAUGAUCCACGUAUUCGACUCUUGAAUAGAUUGUAUGCUAAGAAACGAAAGGAGUUGAAAGAAAGAGCAAAACUUAAGAGUAUAGAGGUUGAAGAACAUGUGGACGAGCGUUCUGUGGAUGACCUUUUAUCGUUUAUUAAUGGCAGAGAUCACAAAGUGGUAAAUACUUCCAAGAGCAAAAAGAAGACCAAGAAAAGGAAGGAGCAUAAAAAUGGAACAUGCAAAGUUUCCAAUAAGGAUUCACAUAAUUUACAUUCUAAGCAACGAAGUGUUGAUGAGACUUCGUCCAGCUUGGGAGGGGUAUCUAACUUACUUAGCAUGGAAGAUGAUAUAUUUUCAAGGAAGGCUGAGUUUGAAGAUGGUUAUAUAGAUGAUGAAAUUGAUCCAGCUUUGAAAGAAAUGCUUGAUAGGGAGGUAGAGGAUUUUGCUCGGAGACUGAACUCAAGUUGGGUUCUAUCGGUAGGACAAGAAAGGCAGCCUGUGCACUUCUCCAUAAACGGCAAUGGGGACACAAGGCGACUGACAGGUCCAGCUGCAAGACACAAAUGAGGCUGAUGUUGACGCUAGCCUAAUGGCUGGAACAGUUUUGGUGGAUCUCCACAUUUAGAUUUGUAAGCAAUUAGAGAGAGUUGUGUUGCGUUUCAUGAGUGUUCCUCCUGUAAUGUUUUUUUCCCCACAGUAUGUUUUCGUUUUGUUUCUUCUUCCUUAAUCCUAGAGCCUAGGAUGCAGUUUUGCUCUUCUUUUUUUCUUAAUGAUCAACCUUUGUAUACCACUUUUAAUUCAGAACGGCUGAGAAAAUCAGCUCGUUGGUUACAUUUUCUGUAUUUUCUUAAACUAAAGAAUAAUAAUAUGAAGUUUGUUUAA